UGUAUCUGCAUGACUCGGCCUUCAGGCCUAGCAGAUUCAGACCGACAAAAAUAUGUACGUAUUUAAAAGAAAACUGCGUAUUAGCUGACGAUUACUAUCAUGCUGAGAAGUAAUUAAUUUACUUUUGGUCCCAACCAUAAAUUAAACGACAGGCAUCGUCAUUCAAUCAAUAAUUUCUUCUUCCUCUGUCACUCUCACUAAUUGUGAAUUCUCUGCAGGCCAUCUGGGCAGAUAUAGCAGCCAGCUAGGUCGCGAUCAUGGCUCCUAGAAUUCCCUUCUUCAGCUCUUCUUUUGUGCAUCGUCGCCUUAAAGAUUCAGGCCCGAGCUUGUUUUUCUUCGUUCCAACAUGCUUAGCUUUUACAACUUGUGUUUUUAUUUUCUUUUACAUAAGUUCUACGUCAAAUAUACUGAGUAUCCACCUAAACGAAACUCAUCUGCACGUCAGGCCUCCAAUACAACUCUCCUCUAUUUCUUCACCCCCAAGCACUUCCUCCUCCCGGCCGGUUACGAUCAAGAUUCCACAUCAACAAGGGCAGCCGCUCGAUGCUCCUAGACUCCACUUUUUGGAGCCGGCCCAAGUGCUACUUGGUGAUGAGACGACGUCCUAUAUGUUAGUCAACGACAGUGAUUCACAAGAAGCCGCCAAUACUAGCCUUCCAGCUGAUGAUCAGUUGGCCAAAGCAACUGAAGCUUCAUCUUUGUCUGCGAAUGACGAGGAUGAAGCUCCUGAUCAGGAGGAUCAAAAUGAUCCGUUGCCUGAGCCUGAGGAGAUACGUCAACAAGGAAGACAUGAAGGAAAUAACGUGGAUGGAUUCGACGUAUUCCAUGACAAAGCUCUCUUCCAGCAAGAAUACAAAGAAAUGAACAAAAGCUUGAAGAUUUUUGUUUACCCUCACAAGCGAAACGAUCCUUUUGCAAACGUGCUGCUACCGGUAAAUGACGAACCGGGAGGCAACUAUGCUAGUGAAAGUUACUUCAAGAAGGCCUUAUUCAAGAGCCAUUUUAUCACGGAAAAUCCUUUGGAAGCUGAUCUGUUUUACCUCCCAUUUUCCAUUGCAAGUCUGAGGCAUGACAAGAGAGUUGGCGUGGGUGGAAUACAGGGUUUUGUCAGAGAUUAUAUUCGAGAUAUCAGCAAGAACUACCCAUAUUGGAAUAGAACAGGCGGGGCUGAUCAUUUUUACGUGGCAUGCCAUUCUGUUGGGAGAUCUGCAAUGGAGAAGGCAACUGAAGUUAAAUUGAAUGCCAUACAAGUCGUGUGCUCCUCUAGCUACUUCCUUCCUGGUUAUGUUGCUCACAAAGAUGCAUCCGUACCCCAGAUUUGGCCUAGGAAAGGAAACCCCCCUAUUCGACCACCGUCAAAAAGGGAAAAACUUGCCUUUUUUGCCGGAGCAAUGAACUCCCGGGUACGCGAGUUCCUAGUGCAAGUGUGGAAAAACGACGCCGAAAUCUCAGUCCACCGAAGCAGGCUAAAAACGCCGUACUCAGAAGCACUUCUGGGGAGCAAAUUCUGCAUCCAUGCAAAAGGCUUCGAAGUCAAUACAGCUCGAAUUGGUGAUGCUCUAUAUUACGGUUGUGUCCCUGUUAUCUUGGCCGAUCACUAUGAUCUCCCAUUUGCGGAUAUAAUAAACUGGAACAGCUUUUCAGUGGUCAUGUCCACCGUGGAUAUCCCAAUUCUGAAGAAAGUACUUCUGCAAGAAAUAAACUCCAGUAAUUACUUGAAGUUACAAAGCAGCGUAAUGGAAGUGCAGAAACACUUCCAAUGGCAUGAUGUCCCCGUUGACUAUGAUGCAUUCCACAUGGUCAUGUUUGAGUUAUGGCUGCGCAGGAGUCAUCUGAGUCUUGCAAUUAAUUAGUGGCUAGCUGUAAGUCUAGUUAGUGAUCGUAGAAUUGAGAGUUUUAUCUUUACUUUUACAGUCAGAGUAAACUAGGGUUUUUGCGUAUUUUGGGAGCGUGUUUAAUUGGUGAGGUGUGUGUACUAAAUUUGGUGGGUUUUAGAUAAGAGGAAGUGUGUGAUUAGAAGUGCUAUUAAUAAGCUAGCGAAUCAUAAGUUAAAACACAAGUACGAGCGGGUCACACAUACACCACCGUAGUUAUACUAGCAGUUGAUUGAGGAGGAUAAAAUUGUUCUUCGAUGGGGGAGUUCGCUACUUCUUUUCAUGUAUAGUACAGAAAUACAAGCUGUAUAUUCAUCCAUUUGUUUUAAAUAAUGCAAGUUAAUUAUUGAUGAAACAA
Messenger RNA from Coffea arabica (coffee), 2232 nucleotides. Its product is annotated as probable glycosyltransferase At5g11130. The record is from RefSeq and is a predicted model, not a curated record. Lineage: Eukaryota; Viridiplantae; Streptophyta; Magnoliopsida; Gentianales; Rubiaceae. Gene Ontology annotation, molecular function: glycosyltransferase activity.